UGCCGCUCCUUGCGAUGCUAAUGGUGUCAUCCACCUGUUUCAGGACCUUGCAUAACCUGUACCAUUAGCCUGCAUUCAUGUUAGACAACUUCCAAAGCGUAGAAAAACCUUUGAUGCUAAGAAAUAGCGGGUCAACAGUUGGUUUAAGUCUUCCUAACGUCUCUGGUUUCUGGGCCUGUUGUCUGACGUCUAGCUCUUGUCCGUUUUAGGAAGGCUAAGCGAUCUCUGUCGACGUCACAUCUCGUAGCCGCAUCUUAUCUUGGAACAGUCAAGCUCCAACAUUAUUGUUGAUAUUCAUACAACUUACGCACUUCCACUUUGUUUCCUCUCAUCCCUCAUUCAACCGCGUGUUACCGGGCCUGGUGUGGCUUCGUAACUUUCAUUUAAACUCUAGACUUCGCACUCGUGUGCUCCGUUUACGUUUCUGGAAACAGCUACAACUAAAUAACUCCCAAACGACGAAACUAGGUGUGGACGCCAACUAUUUCUUAAACACAUAGUUAUAUAACGAUUCGCCUGAUAUAUAUACGAUACUUCUUCUUCACAAUGCAUCGGACGUAUUCCAUGCGCCAAUCGCGCACGCCAACGGCUUCUCAGCUUGAGAACCCGCCCCCUCCGCCCUCGACGACCAAAACGAACCGACUGUUUGGAAGGACCAGUCUUGGUCAUGCGUUUCGGAAACAGACAGCGGGGGCUUUUGGCCCGGACCUAUCCAGAAAGCUUUCCCAACUGGUUAAAAUGGAAAAAAACGUGAUGCGAAGCAUGGAGUUGGUGGGUAGAGAGAGAAUGGAGGCUGCUCAACAACUUUCUUUUUGGGGAGAGUCAUGCGACGAUGACGUUUCAGAUGUUACCGAUAAGCUAGGAGUUUUAAUAUACGAAAUGGGCGAACUAGAGGAUCAAUUUGUUGAUCGAUAUGACCAGUACCGGGUUACAAUGAAAAGCAUUCGCAACAUCGAAGCAUCCGUACAACCAAGCAGAGAUAGGAAGCAAAAAAUAACGGACCAGAUAGCGCAUCUCAAAUACAAAGAGCCCAAUUCACCUCGAAUCGUAGUAUUGGAGCAGGAAUUGGUUCGAGCCGAGGCAGAAUCACUUGUUGCGGAGGCACAGUUAUCUAACAUCACGCGAGAGAAAGUAAAGGCUGCGUUUGCCUACCAGUUCGAUGCUCUGCGCGAACACUGCGAAAAGCUAGCUAUCAUAGCUGGAUACGGAAAGCAUCUGCUUGAAUUGAUUGACGAUACCCCAGUUACACCAGGAGAAACUCGGAAUGCUUAUGAUGGGUACGAUGCCAGUAGGGCAAUUAUUCAAGACUGUGAAGAUGCAUUGACGCAUUGGGUCUCAUCUAAUGCGGCUGUGAGCUCUAAACUUUCCACUCGUUCUCGCACCCUUUCCCAACGGCGCCGUAAUAACAUCUCGAAGACGCGUGGUGAGGGUGUGGACCUUACCAGCCAAGAUCCUCCCCUCAAAGGCGACCGUGAUUCCUGGGUCCCGGUCCAACAUCAUCCUGACUAUCAUCAACACCAGGCGGACGAAGUGGACGAUGAAUAUGAGCACGAAGAUGUUUUAGAACCGAACGGCGAAGUAAGGGACCGAGAAGAUGAGAAACAUUCUGUUCCAACUUGAUCAUACUCCCAUCGCCCACGAAAUAUUCUACAUGGUUUGAUAUGUGCCGUAUAUUUUGAGCGCGUGGGAGUUGUACAGGGGGCUAAUUUUGUUUCACUCUUUGUUUAUUGCAGAAGAUUUAAGUGCAAUGUUGUUUUUCUUUUUUCUUUUUUUCCCCCUUGGGCAGGAAGGAGAAUUUAUGCUGAUAGUAUACUUGCCACAAUAUCAACUAUAUAAUAUAUCUUUAAUGGUUAAUAUAUUUCUUUCUAGGGUCUACUGAACUUUUUUUUC
Messenger RNA from Blastomyces gilchristii SLH14081, 1890 nucleotides. Its product is annotated as sphingolipid long chain base-responsive protein PIL1. Gene Ontology annotation, cellular component: plasma membrane; eisosome filament. Gene Ontology annotation, molecular function: lipid binding. The transcript is spliced from 4 exons. Lineage: Eukaryota; Fungi; Ascomycota; Eurotiomycetes; Onygenales; Ajellomycetaceae. The coding region runs from base 547 to 1620 and encodes 357 amino acids. Gene Ontology annotation, biological process: endocytosis; eisosome assembly; negative regulation of protein kinase activity. The record is from RefSeq and is a predicted model, not a curated record.